Messenger RNA from Motacilla alba alba, 3314 nucleotides. Its product is annotated as homeobox protein Hox-D1-like. NCBI's taxonomy places the organism in Eukaryota, Metazoa, Chordata, Aves, Passeriformes, Motacillidae. The record is from RefSeq and is a predicted model, not a curated record. Gene Ontology annotation, biological process: regulation of transcription by RNA polymerase II. Gene Ontology annotation, molecular function: DNA-binding transcription factor activity, RNA polymerase II-specific; RNA polymerase II cis-regulatory region sequence-specific DNA binding. The transcript has 2 exons. The coding region runs from base 1 to 699 and encodes 232 amino acids. Gene Ontology annotation, cellular component: nucleus.
AUGGACCUGGGGUACUUUGCUCUCGCCUUUCCGCCGGGGCUGUGCCGCGGUGUACCGCAGGCCCCGUACCCCCAGCGAGGGGACGACGCCUUCCUGGCGCUGGGCACCACGGCCAGCUCCGCGCCCCCCCGGCAGGCGCUGGGGUACGCGGCCGCUGCCCCCGCGGCGCUGGGCCCCGGCUGCCGGCCGUCCCGGGGAGCCGGACCGCCGAGCUCCGCCACGUCCAUCCUUCCCGGGAUCGGCCGCUCGCCGCCGCCCGACCCCGAGCGCCCCUGCCCCUGCCUCGGCGCGGGCGGCGGGGGGCUCCGGCACCUCUCGCCCUGCCCCGGGGCCGCCCCCGCGCCCGGCUGCCCGGCUCCCGCGGCGGCCCCGGCGGCGCCCCGUACCUUCGAGUGGAUGCGAGCGAAGCGGAGCCCGCCCGGGAGAAGCGGUGCGGCGCCGUGCGGGGGAGAAGCUCCCGCCUGCUCCGCACGCACCAGCUUCAGCACCCGGCAGCUCACGGAGCUGGAGAAGGAGUUUCACUUCAGCCGCUACCUGUCGCGGGCCCGCCGCCUCGAGGUGGCCCGCUCGCUGCGCCUCCGCGACGCCCAGGUGAAGGUCUGGUUCCAGAACCGCCGCAUGAAGCAGAAGAAGCGGGAGCGGGAGGCGCUGGCCGCCCCCGCCGCCGCGCCCGCCGCUGUCCCGGGCGGCCCCGCCUGAGGCUCCGCCGCCCGCACGGAGGGGCCCGCGGGGAUGUCGGGGCCGGGCUGGAAGCUGCGGCCCGCGGGGCACCGGGUGUGUCUUCCCGCGGCACCGCGGCUGUGCAGUUCCGCUGCUUUUUCUGUUGCAACUUUAUGUACAGUUUCAUUUAUGAGGAUUCAGGGAAAACCGCCGGCCCGGAGCGCCGCUGCUCGGUGUCGGACCGAGCGGGGGGGUGCAGCUAGGAGUUAGCGGAGAGCGCCGCUCCCCCAAGGCAGGGCAGCGACCGGCUCUGCCAGCUCCCCUGGGUUCGGGCGGAGGUGGGUGCUUGGAGGGGCUGUCCCGUGCUCCCGACCCGUUCUCCGUUUUGCAUUUAAAAAAAACAGAUCCAUGGGCUCAGGCAGAGUUGGUACAGAAGGGGAGAAACCCCGACGAGGCAGAGCACGGGAGAACAGGGAAACUUCCUCUUACAGGAAGGGUCAGGGAUGGUCAUGGCAUGAAUCCAAGAUCCCCUUUUGAAAGAAGUGUCCUUGUCUUCUGCCCUGCCCUUUGCAAAAUUGCUGCAAAAAAGAGGAUGUUUUUGCUUGUAUUUACUCAUCAUUCAUUUGUUCAUUCAUUCAUUCAUUCAUUCAUUCCAAUUUCUUUUCCUGAUGUGACUGAUUUAGUCAAAAAUCUGUUUUUGACAGAAAAAACUGUGAGGUAAAAUUUAAAAAGAAAUAAAGUCUUAAAAGGAGCACCUCUUCCCUUUCAAACUGCAGAGGUGCUGGGUUUCCCUUGCAGAGGCUCUGGGCAGCCCAGGACUGGCCAGUGGCCCCUCUGCUAACUCCCAGCUCCCCUCACAUGUCUGUAGACAAUAUAAAGCCUCUUAAAGCAUCUAGGGCCAGAAUCAGUUCAUUUAGCCCUCUCAGUCUUCAUUGUAUCUCAUGGUUAAAAAAUUGCAUCAUUAUAAAUCUAUUUACAAUAAAUCUCACCACAUGCAAAACCUCAAGACCUGUUGAAGCUCAGAAAGAUGCUUGGGUUUCACCAAAGACUAAUGCUGGCAAAAGGGCAAGAGGAUUCCUGGGUCUUUUGCUUGGAUACCUGCACAAAAAAGACUGGCAAUGUUCUCGUAGAUAAAAUAACAGUAUCAAAGUGGACAAAGGAACCAAGCUUAGACUUUUUUCCCAUUUGUGCGUGGGAAAGCAAAACAGCAAUGUGGAGAAGAAUGACAUCUGGAUUUACGUGAAGAUGAUUUUAUUUUUUUGUGGACAGGGCUUUUAUUUUGGACAAGCCUCUUUCUGCCCUGGAUUUCUGCUGAGUGUUGGACUUUGGGGUGAAAACCCAAUUAUGGGACUAGGGGAAGACAGACUUCAAGGAGACCUGUGGAAUGCACUGGGUCCCUGUCUAGAAGCCAGCCCCAGACACCAACAACUAUUUGUCUUUGUUGGAUGCUUGCUGGGUAAAACGAACACAGAGGGAAGAUGAAGAUGGAUGUCUCAAGUCAAAAAGUCUGCAAUGAAGAAGAUUCUUACUCUCUGUAAUACUUUCCACCCCCCCAGGUGCCCUUCUGCUUAAAGCUUUCUUCUGAAGAUUUCUGCUGAGGGACUGGGAAGCCACUGCUGAUGGAAGCUUCAGCAGAGGUUGGUGGGAACCCUGGGAAACUACUCCCAAAAGCUGGGCAGGCAAGUUAUGAUGAUGUUGUGGCAACAAGUCCAUGGCUAAACAGGACCAGGAGCCUCUUUGGCAAGGAGAUGGAUGUUCCCCACAGUGAACAUCCAAAGGAAGGGACUUCCCAAGACAGAAGGGCUGUCACACAUCAUAUCCUGACUGUACCGGCAAAGGACAAUACUGCUAGAGGCUCACGGUUGUGCAUGCACACAGGCACAUUUUUGUUCUGUACAUAGAGUUAUGGUUCAUGUCCCUUGGGCUGCUUCACUUCAUGGCAUAGCCCUAAAAAUUCCCAGGACUGAAGUACUCGUGUGAAACUAGCUGCAACCAAAAUGUGUGGUUUGCAGUUCUUCAUUAAAGUAAUGACACCAAACAAGUGUUUAUACUGCAGGCUGAUCAUUCAUUAAAAACCAGGAAAUAAUAUUUCUGCCAUCUUUUUUUUUUUUUUUUUAAGUGCUACUUAAAGCAGAAUAAAACAAAAUCUGGUAAAAUUAAUGAAAAUUUGAAUAAAUCAAAUUUGUUUUGCAAGUUGAAUUUUAAAGGCAAGUACACUACUAAUCAGCCCUUUUCUGCAGUUGUUUUUAAGGUCCAUUUUUAUGAACUACUCUGUUACUACUGUUUCAUUUGUAUUUUUUAAUACUACAAAAGAGCAUAGACAUACAGCUGGAAUAACCCAUUUUUCUCAGAACACAUGUUUCACAUACAAACUUUAGAAAACAGCUGUAUUUUCAGUUGCCUCUAAAUUUGUCGCAUGUCUAUGGGGUUGCUUGUUUGUCAGCCUUUUAUUUUCCUAAUGAUUUGACAUUUGUGCCUGGCACUUCAGGCCAGAGGAAUGCUUUCUGUACUGCUGGCACACUCGUGCACUACCAACAUGCAAAGAAAGAUUCUCAUUGAUUUCAGUGGUGCUGGAUCAGACCAUUAGAGCACACUAAGUCUUUUACAAUGAAUGUUUUUGUGACAGAUAUUUUCCUGAAUAAAUAAAUACAUGU